This is a messenger RNA of Salvelinus namaycush (lake trout), 3100 nucleotides long. Its product is annotated as transcription factor AP-2-epsilon-like. The record is from RefSeq and is a predicted model, not a curated record. NCBI's taxonomy places the organism in Eukaryota, Metazoa, Chordata, Actinopteri, Salmoniformes, Salmonidae. Gene Ontology annotation, biological process: regulation of transcription by RNA polymerase II; regulation of cell population proliferation; anatomical structure development. Gene Ontology annotation, molecular function: DNA-binding transcription factor activity, RNA polymerase II-specific; RNA polymerase II transcription regulatory region sequence-specific DNA binding. The transcript has 8 exons. Gene Ontology annotation, cellular component: nucleus. The coding region runs from base 902 to 2533 and encodes 543 amino acids.
CUGUGGCGUAUCUUUGAGGCGGUGGGGCUGAGUCUUCCAGGUCGCCUGCUGGUGACUGCGAUCCGGGGGAGUGAUGCCUCCGGCUUGCCCACAGAGGAGCUUCUGUCUCUGGGCACAGCUCUGCUGGCUGCCCUCAGCUCCUCACCACCAUCCCUCUACUGCUAGCGCUGCUGGUCGAUGGGCCCAAAUGGAGCCCGCAGAAACAAGCACCAGGCUAGACAAGAGAUGGAACCAGACCAGCCAAGCCAGACUGAACAGUCAUCACAGAGCACGAACACUGCCAGGAGACUGCAGGAGUCAAAGCACCAGCUCAGGAUGCGAAGAGCCCUACAGGCUCUGAGGAAGGUACUGCAGAGAAUGGAGCUCCAACUUCCCAUUCAACAGUCAAACUGGAUGAGGCCUUGGUUACAGACUGUUACCAGGUUCUGAUUACAGUGUGCGCUUUACCCUGGGGCCCAAAUCAGCUCCUGGCCAGGGGUGCUGUCCCAGCUUUAUGUAAAGCCUUGGAGCAGAAACAGAGUCAUGAAAAGGGACUACUCCUCCUGAGCGCCCUCCUCUCAGGAAAAACCUGGAGCCUGGAGUAAGCACCCAGCCGACCUCCAUCUCCUGGCCAGUCUUCCAAGACUUCUGCCAAGCCACUGGCCACACCCAGCUCGAUAUGUGUGUCCUGGUGCCGCAGUUCCUCCCCUUGCCAGGUGGGACACCAAAGGAUACUGACCUAACGCCAACUAUGGUCAGUCUGUGGGCGGCCCUGAGGCCCAUGCUGCAGGCCAAACUGACACCAGGUAAGUUAGGCCCUGUGUUAGUCCUCUCCGCCUGCCUGUUGGACCUGUGCAGCUAGGAGCCUGUGGGGCCACCUAAGUUCUACUGCCUGCUGGUAAACCGGGCCUGUGUAGAGGUGAUGGACUUGGAGGAGCCCCCCGAUACAGAGCUGAGCCCCCAGUUGCAACAGACGCUCACCGCCUGCUACCGCGUCAUGGAGGCGGCCAUGGAGCAGGCCUGCAGCAGUCGCCCAGCAGAGCGAUGCUCAGCCUCAGAGAGCCAUCACUGGGCUCAGUCUGCAGCAGAGCAGGCAGGUCCUCCGGGUUCUGGGGGAGGCCUUCUCGGCAGUCAUCUAUCACCUGCAGCAGUCUACCUUCAGCUCGUCUCUAUCCAUCCUCCUGGUACCCGCUAUAACCUCCUGCUCAAGCCUAAAUCCAAUCUCUGCAACCCGGCCGCCCUUUACAACAGCGUCAUCAUGCUUUGGAAAUCGCGAACGAAGACUGAGCCCUUCUGUCUUCAGGACCGCGCAGACGGACUGACCGGCUCCUCGCCGAGUGGGCGACUGUCCCAACUCUCCUCGCUGAACCAGGCAGCUUACUCCUCGGCUCCCCCGCUUUGCCACACACCGGCCUCUGACUUCCAACCUCCGUACUUCCCCCCUCCAUACCCACAGUCUUCGCUCUCAUACUCCCAGAGCCAGGACUCUGCAUACUCUCACUUAUCGGACCCCUACAACUCCAUCAACUCCAUACAUCAGCAUCAGCAAGCGGCAUGGCACUCGCAGAGGUCGCGGUCGGACGAGGGAGGGCUAUUGUCACAGUCACACCGGGCUUUAAGCCUCGACCACCGUCGGGAGUACCCGGGUGUACCCCGGCUUCUCCACGGACUCGGGGAGGGUGCCGCAGCUCUAGGAGACGGUCCUCUUGGAAUGCAUAUUGGACAUCACGGACUGGAGGACAUGCAGGGAAUGGAGGAGGGAUCAGCCUUGGGCAUCCUGGACCACUCCGUCAUUAAGAAAGUUCCCAUCCCCUCCAAGCUGAACGGCUCGUCCCUGUCGGCUCUCCACCUCAGUAAGGAUGGUCUAGGGAUUGGUUCCGUGUCCAACCCAGGGGAGGUUUUCUGCUCCGUCCCCGGCCGCCUCUCCCUCCUCAGCUCCACCUCCAAGUACAAGGUCACCGUGGGGGAGGUGCAGCGACGGCUGGCCCCGCCCGAGUGCCUGAACGCUUCCCUGUUGGGCGGAGUCCUGCGCAGGGCAAAGUCAAAGAAUGGCGGGCGCUGUCUGAGAGAGCGUCUGGAAAAGAUCGGGCUUAAUCUCCCCGCCGGGCGACGCAAGGCCGCCAACGUCACCCUCCUGACGGCUCUAGUGGAGGGUGAGGCGGUCCACCUGGCCCGUGACUUUGGGUACGUGUGCGAGACGGAGUUCCCUGCCAGAGCGACAGCAGAGUAUCUGUGUAGGCAGAGUGACCCCGAGCAGCUUCCCACACGACGCAGUAUGCUGCUGGCCACCAAGGAUAUCUGCAAGGAGUUUGUGGACCUGAUGUCCCAGGACCGCUCUCCUCUGGGGGCGAGUCGUCCCAACCCCUGUCUGGAGCACGGGGUCCAGAGCAAUCUUACCCACUUCAGCCUGCUUACCCACGGCUUCGGUACCCCUGCUAUCUGCGCCGCCCUCUCCGCCUUCCAGAGCUACCUGGUGGAGGCCAUCAAAAUGCUGGACAAGGACCAGGGGGGUGGCAAGGGCCACCACGAGAAGGAGAUGAAGCACCGCAAAUAAUGAAACGACGUCUUUGGAGGAGAAUGGAGAUUGGAGGUUGACGGACGGACUGAUUUCUCUAUUCCAUCUUCUCGUACCUUUAUGAAGACAAUGACUGAGAUUUCUUUCUGAAAUUCCUGCUAUGGCCCGAUCCCUCACAGGGAAGGGCGUGGUGAUGUUUGUACUGUAUAUGUGUCGGCCACCUCACUCAAAGACGCAUGGACUUUUUCUUCUGAGCUGCUGGUUUUCUAGGCAGUGUCCAUUUCUAACUGCCAAUGACAUUUUCUGGAUGAGUUCUGGUCUUCUGUCCCUGUCUGACUGUCAAGAUGAUACCCCAACCUGCAUUCAUAGGAUCCCCCUCUACUUCCCAAAGAGAUACAACUAUUUAUCUCUAUGUUACUUCCCUUCAAGGUCUGUUUGACUGUCUGGACUUGGACCCGCUUUGAAAACAUCUCGUCACAAGAGAUGAGCCAUAUCCAUUACAACCAACUUUCUCAGUUUUGCUUGUUCCUCAUCUGGACAUUGGAUACCGUCCAACUCCACCCCAUAGGAUGGGCAGUUUGUGUACUACGAUUCUAUGUGGGUGCU